This is a messenger RNA of Lactuca virosa, 2384 nucleotides long. Lineage: Eukaryota; Viridiplantae; Streptophyta; Magnoliopsida; Asterales; Asteraceae. The record is from the annotation of a GenBank genome assembly.
AAGGAACACCCCCUAUGGCCACGUGACUUUCCUUCUUCUCUUUAACUCCUCAACGAUGUCCGGCUUUUAAGCGACUACUUUAAUCGAUUUUCCUUCCCCAAAAAGACACCAUUUCGCUGACUACAUCAACAUCUUCAUCAUUACGCCGACACGUGUCCUCAAUCCAUCGUCUCCCACUCUCCUCUUCCAACAAAAUCUGCUCUUCUUCACCUUUGUCAGAUUUAAAGUAUCAAAGAUGAUUUCAGUCUCAAGCAAUCCCGGUUCUUAAUUUUGGAGGGUGUUUUUUAAAUGUUUGAAUUUUGAACUUCUGAAAAAAUUUAAACAAAUUGACUCUGGAUAUAUGGAAUUUCACCUCAAAAUCUACCGAUUUCACCUUCUUUAUAUGAAAUUCACCUUCAUACGAUCUUGAUUGCGAAAGGUAUUUCGUAGAAGUUUCGAAUUUCAGGAUAUUUUGGAACCCCACUCUUCUCUUUUGCUUUUGAUUUGGGACCUGAGGUGGGCCAAUCUAACUGGCAUUGGAUAAAGAUCAGCUUUUUGGAUCAGUUUCUUUGCCACACUCCAUUCCAAAUCGAUGCCAGCCUCUUUAAUUCGAUUCAAGUCUCCGUCAAUUGAUUCGGGAUUCAUUUCUACAGAAUCUUUUACAAUUAGUCACUCUAACACCAAUUUAUUAAUCAAGUCUUUAUGUUCUUCAGGACUGCUUGUAAUGGGAGACUUGUAUAUCCAUGGAGGAAUUUCACAUGGCCAAUCAAUAGGUUACAAUAAUGGUAUGGGGAUUGUUAGUCCUUUUAUGCCACAAGCAUUAUUGGAUGACAUUUUUUCCCGUCUUUUGGCGUUGACUUCUUUUUUAAGCAAUCGUUUUAUCCAAUUUUUUGAGGAUCUUAUAUACAGAGACGUUGUUGGAUUCUCUGAAGAUUUUGUGUCCGUUUCUUCCUCUCAAGACCCCGGAUCUUCUAUUUCCACUAGCUGCUCAUCUUCUUGUUCUUCAACAUCAAAGAAUCUUGUUACAGUUCUUGAUGUACAUAAUCAAGAAACUUCAAGUCUUGAGGAUUGUUCACCUUCGGGGUUCGAAAUUAUAGAAAGGAAGUUCUUUUAUGGCGGUAUCCACUUCAUUUUAAAAGGGUUGGAACUCACUAAAUUUUUUGUAAAAUCGGCUUUGGUUCUAGCAUUGGCUCCUUACCGGAUCUCUUCUCAAUGCAUUAAACGUGCACGAAUUCGUGUUAGGAGCAUUAUAUCUCGAGUACAGAUUACUUUACAUGGGUCAUCCACUGAUAUUGGAUGGAUCCAACGGGACCCUAACAUGGAUCCAGUUGAAGAUGGAUCCGCUAGAUUUUUAGAACUUUUAAAUUCAAUAAGGAAUGGAGAGCACAAUCUACCCGAUUCAUACGUGUAUUUACUAAUUCCAGGAUUAUUCAGCAACCAUGGUCCCUUGUACUUUGUUAGCACCAAGAGAUUCUUUUCAAAGAUGGGUUUAGCUUGCCAUAUAGCAAAAAUCCAUAGUGAGGCAUCAGUGGAGUACAAUUCAUGGGUAUUGAAGCAAUAUAUUGAAGAGUUGUAUUGGGGCUCUGGUAAACGUGUGAUGUUGCUUGGUCAUAGCAAGGGUGGUGUGGAUGCUGCUGCUGCAUUAUCGAUUUAUUGGUGUGAUUUAAAAGAUAAAGUUGCAGGAUUGGCGCUUGUGCAGAGUCCUUAUGGUGGAACCCCAAUUGCAUCUGAUAUCAUGCGUGAAGGCCAGAUUGCUGAUAAAGAAACUAGAAGAAUCAUGGAACUCAUAGUCUGCAGGAUCAUCAAGGGGGACAUAAAGUCUCUUGAGGAUCUAACAUACGAGAAAAGAAAGCAAUUCUUGAGCAAACACAAACUCCCAAAAGGAAUCCCACUCAUAUCAUUUCGGUCCGAAGCAAACGUGGGACCCGGGGUGAUAUCAAUGAUGUCACACAUAGCACACGUAGAGCUUCCCAAGCUUCCAUUCAUGGGACCCGGCACUGAUGAAUCGGAAUACGAGGUGGGUCCCAUGGUGAAACACCGCGUUCCGGUGGUGGUUCCGGUGUCUGCCGCCAUGGCGGUGUCAGCUCUCCACCUGCAACUCCGGUAUGGGGAGAAAAGCGAUGGGUUGGUGACAUGUCGCGAUGCGGAGGUCCCGGGAUCGGUGGUGGUUCGACCCGAUCAAAAGCUUGAUCAUGCAUGGAUGGUGUAUUCAUCAUGGAGCAAGAAUCAAACGGGUGCUGAUGCAUGUGAGAUGUGUGAGGCUUUGUUGACAAUGUUAGUGGAGAUCGGAAAGAGGAAGAAUUCUGGGAAUUAGUUUUAUGGAAGACUUUUUUGAUCUUAUAGUAUUUUUGUGGUUGAGAUGAAUAUUGGAAACUACGUACGUAAAGUUUUGUGAGAUUAAAGGG